GUUACGCUACAUACAUAACUUUGGUACACGGUACACUAUCGAUUCCUGAUUAUAUUUCUUGGACGCGUGUGUUAUAUGUGUCCGUGUACGUUUAAUUAAAAAAAAAAGUACAAACAUUAAUUAUACGUGAAAAAUACAAACGUACCGUGUUAUGCUAUUUCUAAUGAUAAAAUUUAAUAACGUAUUUAUAUAAAUUAAUAUUAAAUAAAAUUCUUUUGAAAUAAUAUUUCUUAUAUCAUAUCAUCAUUCUUGAUGAUGCCGGUAAUACGUAUUUGCAGUCAAAUUUAAAUAUGGAAUCGAACUGUCAAAGUUCAGAUUUAAAUAUGAAACAUAUGCUUGGACAAUUAACGGCGGCUAGAAACGAGAUUAAUAAUUUAAGGCAACAAAUAAAAAGUUUACGAUACAUGCAUGAAAAAGAUAUUAAUAAUAUUAAACAUCUCUUGGAAUUAUGUAAAAAUGGUACAACCAAUUUGGAAUCUAAGAAAAGAUCAUUGGAAGACGUUAAGCCUGGUACAAGCAAUGAAGAGGAUACAUUAAAAUUAAAACCAAUUGGGAUAAUUUCUACCUGUUUUCCCAAUAAAAGAGGUGUACCGCGACAGCCUGGAGUUUCUGGAAGAACAUCGGGGAAAAUAUUAAUUCAUAAUUCAGUGUUUACAAAUCCUGAUCACGCGCUCCAAGGAUUACAAGACUUUUCUCAUUUAUGGAUCAUAUUUCAUUUCCAUAGAAAUGAUUCAACGCAUAUUCGUGCUAAAGUGGCUCCACCAAGAUUGAACGGCAUUAGAACAGGUGUAUUCUCUACACGUUCUCCUCAUCGUCCUUGUCCUAUUGGCUUGAGUUUAGUGAAAAUAUUAAAAAUUGAUAAUUAUACUAUUUACUUUGAGGGUGUAGAUAUGGUAGAUCAAACACCGGUAUUGGAUAUAAAACCUUACAUACCACAAUACGACAACCCAUUACAUGUAGAAAAAUUGUGCAAUAGAUUAAUGGAAUAUCCAACGAAUGAGAUGGAAUCGGUCGAGUAUAUGGAAGAAUGUAUUAAUUUAACCCAAGAUCAAACAUCCAAUUUAAAUACCAACUUUGAAUCAAAUAAUGAUACAAGAAAUAGGCUUUCCGAUUUAUAUCUUAGAAAUGGUUCUUAUAACAUAGUUCAAGAAACAGAUGUUUCCAGAGAUGAAGAACUUGCCCUUAGAUUACAAGCAGAAGAAUUUCAAGGAUAUCCUAAUUUGGAGAAUUAUUUAGAAUCAAGAAAUUAUAUUCAAUCUUCGGAUCUUCAUUCGGAGAAUACUUUGCAAAAUAAUGAAAGUACUAAUUCAUAUGAAAUAUCAAAUCCAAUUGUAAAUACAUCGUCCAAUUCAAGAUCAGAUUUUACUGCAACAAUCGAAAGUAAUGUACGUAGUUUGGAAUCAGAUUCAGAAGAUAUAGGAGAUUUGAGUACCACAUUUCAAGAUGUAUCUUAUAAUGAUCAAAAUAAUAUCGAUUCAAUUUAUACAUUGAGAAACGACAGAGAUAAUUACACGGAGAUUCAUACUUCUCGUAAUUCCAGACUCCUGGAUGGAGCGGAUGGACCAAAUACCGUCUGUGGUACAGAUUUAGAUUUAUUAAAUAGAUGUGCGUUAAAUUCAAGAGUUGAUAAUUCUCCAGUACGUAUGGGCAUUCGAGAAGCUCCAGACGGGGAAGAAGGUUUUCAACCGCAAACUUUAACACCUUCUCAAACUUUAUCAAAUUUUCCAGUAUCUGUAAGAACUACUACAGAUAAUAAUUCAUUACAGAGAGAGGAUGUCAAUUUAAUAGGUACUAACGAAUCGAGAGAAAAUGCUUCUUACGAAGUUAGAAUUCCAGAAUGGAUAUCGAGAUCAAAUAUACGAACACUAUCUGUAGUGUUUAACGAACGAGCUUUGACACAUUUGAAUGAAAUUUUAGAAGAUAAAGCCGAAGAAGAAAGAAGAGCUAUUGAGAAUGUUCUUAGAGAAGAUCCGCGAUCUGUAUACUUGAGACAAAGAUGGGGAAAUCAGUUUUAUACUUUUUUAAUUCAUAAUUUACACAUUACUUGUAAAUUUGACGAUAGUAGGGGUAUAGUAACCGUUUUUCAUGUACGUCAUGCAGGACGCAUUUGUGAAUGUGGACAACCAGAGUGGCAAUGCUUAGGUCAUUCUCCUAUACCUUAAUAUAUAUGACUUACACGUAUCUAACUCAUAUUUUAGUUAUAUAUUACAUUUUAUCAUUUUCUUACCUCUAAUAGACAUCUUUAAAUAAUACAUCCAGUAAUAUAACAGAGAAAAUAUAUUAUUAAGAAGUUCAAUUGUAUAUUUCUUAACGAAUUGUGUUAUUCAAAGUUUACAACAAAGUCUUUCACAUCUGUUUUAUAUAUAUCACUACCAUUUAUUGUCGCAAUAUAAUAAGUUCCUACGCGUGUCUUUUUUGUUUUAUAUUUUAUUCGUUGUAAUUUAGUUUCCAUGGAAAAUAUACCAUAUACUAUGUUGCA
Polistes canadensis is the source of this 2479-nucleotide messenger RNA. Its product is annotated as nef-associated protein 1. The transcript is spliced from 3 exons. The coding region runs from base 291 to 2162 and encodes 623 amino acids. NCBI's taxonomy places the organism in Eukaryota, Metazoa, Arthropoda, Insecta, Hymenoptera, Vespidae. The record is from RefSeq and is a predicted model, not a curated record.